This is a messenger RNA of Colletotrichum lupini, 852 nucleotides long. RefSeq lists its product as uncharacterized. The record is from RefSeq and is a predicted model, not a curated record. Lineage: Eukaryota; Fungi; Ascomycota; Sordariomycetes; Glomerellales; Glomerellaceae. The transcript has a single exon. Bases 1 to 852 code for a protein of 283 amino acids.
AUGGCAGAGGAACGCGCUAGAAAGUCUCCAGAUGGAACAUGGAGAUGGUGCGGCUUGUCAACUAGUGCUGGAGAGCAUGUUUCCGUCGGCGAACUUUGGGACGUGAAAGCAAAAAGCGAAGCAAAGCAGAAGCAGCAGCUUGAGGCGCAGCAAACCCAAGGGCCGUCUCCCAGUGGUCGGUUCGGUAUGGAGGGGGAGUGUGUGUUGCUUGGAGAGAGAGAGGUGCGAAAGGAGGUGGGAAUUCGGCAUGGACACGAUGCGAGCGUGUUGCGAAACCAUGAUUCCCACAGCUGUUCAGCCCCAUUGCGGACUAGAAUCAUCAGCACGCAGCGUGGGGAGGAGAGAAAGUCUCGAGAGGGUGAGGUGAGAGGCCAAAGUCAGUCAGUCAGUCACUCGCUCACCAACACACGCAUUUCCUCUCUGUCUCUCUCGCAGUUUCUCUUACCUUUACCCCCCUCACUCUCAGUUUCUCUCUCUCUCGCUCACUUACUCACCCACCCCUCGGCUUGGUCGGUCAAUCAUCUGUCUUCUCUUGGAUGGACUCGACCCCACCGCUUGUUUUCACUUCUCGGUCCCUCCCACUGGUGGCCCCCAGUCACCAGUGAGUGGCCCUUUCGCCCCGGCCCCCGGCCUCUCCCUCCCUCUGCGUUAGUUCUUUUGCAAGUGAGAAUCGCCGCCGCCUUUGGUUGGGGCCCAAGAAGCCGGCUCACCCACGGGAGGAGGGGCCCAAGGUUAUUUUUAAUUUUGGCUCGUUUUUGGGUCGACCUUUGGCGGGUGAACGGGGAGAUUGGCGGUGCGAUGGACAAACAGCACAUUGCCCAGUACAGCACAAAACUAACAUUUCGGGCGUAG